UCCUCACAACUUCACCAUACUAGCUAACUGAUCAUUCAUCCAUUCCCUGGCCUUCUCCCCCAUCUCUUCUUCCCUAAUAUAACCAAAUUAUCAACAAGCUUACAGUAAACGUCAGCAAUGGCCAUCGGCAACUGUCUCGUCGUCUUCACCAUCACCCUUCUUUCAUUAGCUUCUUCCCCUGUUCUCGCCACCGAUGGCAAGCCUUCAGGAUUACUGCGUCGCCGAUAAGAGUGGAGUGCCGAUGAAUGGGUUCGCUUGCAAGCCACCAGAAUCAAUCCCGGGGCUCAACACCCAAGGCGUGUCCAUGGUCCGCCUCGACUUCGCCCCCGGUGGAGUGAACGCGCCCCACAUCCACCCGAGGGCGAGUGAGCUGCUCAUCGUCAUGGAAGGCACCCUCGAGGUCGGGUUCGUCACCACACUGCCGGAGACCAAGCUCAUCACCAAGGUCCUGCAAGCGGGGGAAGCGUUCGUGUUUCCCCAGGCGCUGACGCACUACCAGAGGAACGUCGGCAAGGAGGCAGCCGUCGGGAUCGCGGCGCUCGACAGCCAGAACCCUGGGACCCAGCCGGUGGUUGCGGCGGUGUUGGGUUCGUGUCCCAAGAUUCCGGUCGAGGUUGUGGCCAAGGCGCUUCAGGCUGAUGACAGUGUGGCCACUCAGCUCCAGUCUAAGUUCAAAUGA
Molecule: messenger RNA, 679 nt
Organism: Linum tenue
Lineage: Eukaryota; Viridiplantae; Streptophyta; Magnoliopsida; Malpighiales; Linaceae
Source: the annotation of a GenBank genome assembly